Molecule: messenger RNA, 5402 nt
Organism: Cyprinus carpio (common carp)
Lineage: Eukaryota; Metazoa; Chordata; Actinopteri; Cypriniformes; Cyprinidae
Product: fibroin heavy chain-like
Exons: 10
Coding region: 155-5272 (1705 amino acids)
Biological process (GO): antibacterial humoral response; innate immune response
Cellular component (GO): extracellular region
Molecular function (GO): peptidase inhibitor activity
Source: RefSeq, a predicted model, not a curated record
UGAUCUCCUUGGAUCUUUAAAACAUAGUUUUUUGUUGCAGCGACACGCUUAAUCGUUUUAUUUUUGUGCGCCUCGCUGUCCGUUUUUUUUUUCUUGACGCACGAAUUCAGUGCGUUUUCCAGCAGAGAUCAUUGUGCGACCGCAGGUCGGGAGGAUGACAGCUCGAGCGUACUGCUCGCUGAUUGCUGUUUUAUCAUGUCUGUCUGGAUACUUGCGCAUAACCGAUGCCACAAUGAGCUUCCCAACACUGGUGGCCGGUUUCUGUCCGAUGAAGCUGACGGUCGUGCCGUCCCGUCGAGGAUGUUUUUUUGAUGGAGACUGCUCUGGAGGACACAAAUGCUGUAUGUUUGAGUCAGGACCUGCGUGCGUGCCGCCUGUUUCCAUGACCUUCCCAACAAUUGUGGCCGGUUUCUGUCCGAUAAAGCUGACGGUCGUGCCGUCCCGUCGAGGAUGUUUUUCUGAUGGAGACUGCUCUGGAGGAGACAAAUGCUGUAUAUUUGAGUCGGGGCCUGCGUGCGUGCCGCCUGUUUCCAUGGAUAGAAUUAUUCAGCAGUCAUGGAUGAAGCCAGGACUGUGUCCACCCCCAACCAAUGGAAGAAGAUCGUGUACCUCAUCCUGUGACGGUGACUCUGACUGUCCCAACAAUGAGAAAUGCUGCAGCAAUGGAUGUGGACAUUACUGUACGGCUCCAUAUACAGUGAAGCCGGGUCAAUGUCCCAAACCAAAGAACGCUCCAGAAUGUGCUGAAAGCUGUUUCCAUGAUGGCCAGUGUCCUUACACACAGAAGUGUUGCCCAACCACCUGUGGCCAUGCAUGCAGUGAACCAGAUGAAGGAAAUGGUCAGGGAAGUGGUUACGCAAGUGUUCAUGUAAGUGUUCAGGGAGGUGAUCAUGGAAGUGGUUAUGUGAGUAUUCAGACAAGUGAUCGUGGAAGUAGUUCUGGAAGUGAUAAGGCUCAGGGAAGUAGUUCUGGAAGUGGAGGUGGUUCUGGAAGUGGAAGUAGUUCUGGAAGUGGGAGUAGUUCUGGAUUUGGUUCUGGAAGUGGAAGUAGUUCUGGGAGUGGAAGCGGUCAGGCUCAGGGAAGUAGUUCUGGAAGUGUAGGUGGUUCUGGAAGUGGAAGUAGUUCUGGAUUUGGUUCUGGAAGUGGAAGUAGUUCUGGAACUGGUUCUGGAAGUGGAACUAUUUCUGGAAGCAGUCAUGCUCAGGGAAGUGGUUCUGGAAGUGGAAGUAGUUCUGGAUUUGGUUCUGGAAGUGGAAGUAGUUCUGGAACUGGUUCUGGAAGUGGAAGUAGUUCUGGAACUGGUUCUGGAAGUGGAAGUAGUUAUGGAUCUGGUUCUGGAAGUGGAACUAUUUCUGGAAGCAGUCAUGCUCAGGGAAGUGGUUAUGGAAGUGGAACUAGUUAUGGAAGUGGAAGUAGUUAUGGAAGUGGUUCUGGAAGUGAAACUGGUUCUGGAAGUGGUCAGGCUCAGGGAAGUAGUUCUGGAAGUGCAAGUAGUUCUGGUAGUGGAACUGGUUCUGGAAGUGGAAGCAGUCAGGCUCAGGGAAGUAGUUCUGGAAGUGGAAGUAGUUCUGGAUUUGGUUCUGGAAGUGGAAGUAGUUCUGGAACUGGUUCUGGAAGUGGAACUAUUUCUGGAAGUGGUUAUGGAAGUGGAAGUAGUUCUGGAAGUGGAAGUAGUUCUGGAUUUGGUUCUGGAAGUGGAAGUAGUUCUGGAUUUGGUUCUGGAAGUGGAAGUAGUUCUGGAAGUGGAACUAUUUCUGGAAGCAGUCAUGCUCAGGGAAGUGGUUAUGGAAGUGGAACUAGUUAUGGAAGUGGAAGUAGUUCUGGAUUUGGUUCUGGAAGUGGAAGUAGUUCUGGAUUUGGUUCUGGAAGUGGAAGUAGUUCUGGAUUUGGUUCUGGAAGUGGAAGUAGUUAUGGAACUGGUUCUGGAAGUGGAACAAGUUCUGGAAGUGGAACUAUUUCUGGAAGCAGUCAUGCUCAGGGAAGUGGUUAUGGAAGUGGAACUAGUUAUGGAAGUGGAAGUAGUUAUGGAAGUGGUUCUGGAAGGGGAAGUAGUUCUGGAAGUGGAACUGGUUCUGGAAGGGGAACUAUUUCUGGAAGCAGUCAUGCUCAGGGAACUGGUUCUGGAAGUGGAAGUAGUUAUGGAAGUAGUUCUGGUAGUGGAACUGGUUCUGGAAGUGGAAGCAGUCAGGCUCAGGGAAGUAGUUCUGGAAGUGGAAGUAGUUCUGGAUUUGGUUCUGGAAGUGGAACUGGUUCUGGAAGUGGAACUAUUUCUGGAAGCAGUCAUGCUCAGGGAAGUGGUUAUGGAAGUGGAACUAGUUAUGGAAGUGGAAGUAGUUAUGGAAGUGGUUCUGGAAGGGGAAGUAGUUCUGGAAGUGGAACUGGUUCUGGAAGUGGAACUGGUUCUGGAAGUGGAACUAUUUCUGGAAGCAGUCAUGCUCAGGGAACUGGUUCUGGAAGUGGAAGUAGUUAUGGAAGUAGUUCUGGAAGUGAAACUGGUUCUGGAAGUGGUCAGUCUCAGGGAAGUAGUUCUGGAAGUGGUUAUGGAAGUGGAAGUGCAAGUGCAAGUAGUUCUGAAACUGGUUCUGGAAGUGGAACUAUUUCUGGAAGUGGAACAAUUUCUGGAAGUGGUCAGUCUCAGGGAAGUAGUUCUGGAAGUGGUUAUGGAAGUGGAAGUAGUUCUGAAAGUGGAACUGGUUCUGGAAGUGGUUAUGGAAGUGGAAGUGCAAGUAGUUCUGGAACUGGUUCUGGGAGUGGAACUAGUUCUGGAAGUAGAGGCGAUCAAAGAAGCAGUCAUGCUCAGGGAAGUAGUUCUGGAAGUGGAAGUAGUUAUGGAAGUGGAAGUGGUCAGUCUCAGGGAAGUAGUUCUGGAAGUAGUUAUGGAAGUGGUUCUGGAAGUGGAACUGGUUCUGGAAGUGGUCAGUCUCAGGGAAGUAGUUCUGGAAGUGGAACUGGUUCUGGAAGUGGUCAGUCUCAGGGAAGUAGUUCUGGAAGUGGUUAUGGAAGUGAAACUAGUUAUGGAAGUGGAAGUGGUCAGGCUCAGGGAAGUAGUUCUGGAAGUGGAAGUAGUUAUGGAAGUGGUUCUGGAAGUGCAAGUAGUUAUGGAACUGGUUCUGGAAGUGGAAGUAGUUAUGGAAGUGGAAGUGGUCAGUCUCAGGGAAGUAGUUCUGGAAGUGGAAGUGAUUAUGUAAGUGGAACUAGUUAUGGUAGUGGAAGCGGUCAGGCUCAGGGAACUGGUUCUGGAAGUGGAACUGCUUCUGGAAGUGGUCAGUCUCAGGGAAGUAGUUCUGGAAGUGGUUAUGGAACUGGAAGUGGAACUAGUUCUGGAAGUAGAAGCGAUCAGGGAAGCAGUCAUGUCCAGGGAAGUAGUUCUGGAAGUGGUUCUGGAAGUGCAAGUAGUUCUGGAAGUGGUUAUGGAGGUGGAACUAGUUAUGGAAGUGGAAGCCGUCAGGCUCAGGGAAGUAGUUAUGGAAGUGGUUCUGGAAGUGCAAGUAGUUAUGGAAGUAGUUCUGGAAGUGGAAGUGGUUAUGGAAGUGGAACUAGUUAUGGAAGUGGAAGCGGUCAGGCUCAGGGAACUGGUUCUGGAAGUGGAACUGAUUCUGGAAGUGGUCAGUCUCAAGGAAGUAGUUCUGGAAGUGGUUCUGGAAGUGCAAGUAGUUCUGGAAGGGGUCAGUCUCAGGGAAGUAGUUCUGGAAGUGGUUAUGGAGGUGGAACUAGUUAUGGAAGUGGAAGCGGUCAGGCUCAGGGAAGUAGUUAUGGAAGUGGUUCUGGAAGUGGAAGUAGUUCUGGAAGUGGAAGUGGUUAUGGAAGUGGAACUAGUUAUGGAAGUGGAAGCGGUCAGGCUCAGGGAACUGGUUCUGGAAGUGGAACUGAUUCUGGAAGUGGUCAGUCUCAGGGAAGUAGUUCUGGAAGUGGUUAUGGAACUGGAAGUGGAACUAGUUCUGGAAGUAGAAGCGAUCAGGGAAGCAGUCAUGUUCAGGGAAGUAGUUCUGGAAGUGGUCAGUCUCAGGGAAGUAGUUCUGGAAGUGGAAGUGGUUAUGGAAGUGGAAGUGGUCAAUCUCAGGGAAGUAGUUCUGGAAGUGGAAGUGCAAGUAGUUCUGGAAGUAGUUCUGGAAGUGGAACUGGUUCUGGAAGUGGUUAUGGAAGUGCAAGUAGUUCUGGAACUGGCUCUGGAAGUGGAACUAGUUCUGGAAGUAGAAGUGAUCAGGGAAGCAGUCAUACUCAGGGAAGCAGUUCUGGAAGUGCAAGUAGUUCUGGAAGAGGAAGUGGUCAGUCUCAGGGAAGUAGUUCUGGAGGUGGAAGCGGUCAGGCUCAGGGAAGUAGUUCUGGAAGUGCAAGUAGUUCUGGAAGUGGUUAUGGAAGUGGAAGUGCAAGUAGUUCUGCAACUGGUUCUGGAAGUGGAACAAGUUCUGGAAGUAGAAGUGAUCAGGGAAAUGGUCAGGCUCAGGGAACUGAUUCUGGAAGUGAAACUAGUUCUGGAAGUGAUCAGGGAGGCAGUCAAGCUCAGGGAAGUAGUUCUGGAAGUGGAGGCGAUCAGGGAAGCGGUCAAGCUCAGGGAAGUAGUUCUGGAAGUGGAAGCGAUCAGGAAAGCGGUCAAGCUCAGGAAAGUGGUUAUGGAAGUGGAAGUAGUUCUGGAAGUGGAAGUGAUCAGGAAAGUGGUCAAGCUCAGGAAAGUGGUCAAGCUCAGGGAAGUGGAAGCGAUCAGGAAAGUGGUUAUGGAAGUGGAAACAAUCAGGGAAGUAGUUCUGGAAGUGGUUAUGGAAACAGUCAACAUCAGGGAAGUAGUUAUGGAAGUGGAAGCGAUCAGAGAAGUGGUUAUGGAAACGGUCAACGUCAGGGAAGUAGUUCUGGAAGUGGAUAUGGGAGCAGUCAUGGUCAGGGAAGUGGUUAUGGAAGCAGUCAACGUCAGGGAAGUAGUUAUGGAAGGGGAAGCAAUCAGGGAAUUAGUUUUGGAAGUGGUUAUGGAAAAGGAUAUGGAAGCAGUCAAGGUCAGGGAAGUAGUUAUGGAAGUCGACGUGAUCAGGGAAGUAGUUCUGGAAGUGGUUAUGGAAGUGGAUAUGGAAGCAGUCAAGGUCAGGGAAGUAGUUAUGGAAGUCGACGCGAUCAGGGAAGUGGUCAUGGAAGUGGACAACGUCACGGAAGUAGUUAUGGAAGUGAUCAUGGAAGGGGUCAACAUCAGGGAAAAAGUUAUGGAAGUGUUCAUGGAAGCGGUCAACAUCAGCGAAGCGAUCAGGGAAGUGCUUAUGAAAGCAGUCAAGCUGAGGGAAGCGAUUAGGGAAAUUGUCAGGGAUGUGGUCAUUGAAAUGGGCACUUUGCAUAACCCUUACUGGAGAUUCUUUUCAUUUGUUUUCCUGUUUGCUUAGUUUAGAAAGACCCCCCCCCCCCCAUCAAAUAAAAAUUGAUUU